CGCUUCCUCUCGGCCCGGUCCUAUUUGGUUGGACCGGCUUGUUGCGGGGAGGGUUGGGGCAAGAUUGUUUGGAGCUUCGCGCACAGUAAGUUCCCCAGAGACUUAUCCGCAGCCUCUGCCCCGGCCCAGCCGUCAGUCUCCAGCUGCCAGCUCAGCCUGGAGGCGCCUGCCUCCGUUCUCCCGAAUGGUGUGCUUCCUCGCAGGCCUUGGCCCAGGAUCCAGGCCCCCUCCGCUCCCUGCCUCGGAGCAGCAGCUGCCCGUGGCUGGGAGGGAAGAACUUUUGCGCGGACAAGGCUAUAGCUCUAGGAACCCCACUGACGACUGGAAUCUCGGCCUUUAAUCCAGCGCGAGUUCUUUCUGUGCCUCCUUUACCAGUCUUUGAGAAGAGAAACCCUUCAUCCUGCCACCCAGAGCCCAGAAGCCCCAAACUGGGGCCCUGGUCCCAGCAUGUCAGUCCUCUCUUAUGUAUAGGGCUGUGCCCUCCCCCCGUCAGCAUGGCUGAGCACAGGCAGGUUCCAGGGGGGCGGGAGACUCCUCAGGGGGAGCUGCGGCCGGAGGUUGUAGAGGAUGAAGUCCCUCGGAGCCCAGUCGCAGAGGAGCCGCGAGGAGAUGGAAGCAACAGCAGUGAGGCCAAAUUGUUUCCCGGGGAUGAAGAGGAGCUGGAUCCUAGAAUUCAGGAGGAGCUGGAGCACCUGAACCAGGCCAGUGAGGAGAUCAACCAGGUGGAACUGCAGCUAGAUGAGGCCAGGACCACCUAUCGGAGGAUCCUGCAGGAGUCAGCGAGGAAGCUCAACACUCAGGGCUCCCACUUGGGGAGCUGCAUCGAGAAGGCCCGUCCCUACUAUGAGGCUCGGCGGCUGGCUAAGGAGGCGCAGCAGGAGACACAGAAGGCAGCCUUGCGAUACGAGCGGGCCGUGAGCAUGCACAAUGCUGCCCGGGAGAUGGUGUUUGUGGCCGAGCAGGGUGUCAUGGCUGACAAGAACCGGCUGGACCCUACGUGGCAGGAGAUGCUCAACCAUGCCACCUGCAAGGUGAACGAGGCGGAAGAGGAGCGGCUCCGUGGUGAGCGGGAGCACCAGCGGGUAACGCGGCUGUGCCAGCAGGCUGAAGCUCGGGUGCAGGCCCUGCAGAAGACCCUCCGGCGAGCCAUUGGCAAGAGCCGCCCCUACUUUGAGCUCAAGGCCCAGUUCAGCCAGAUCCUGGAGGAGCACAAGGCCAAGGUGACAGAGCUGGAGCAGCAGGUUGCUCAGGCCAAGACCCGCUACUCUGUGGCCCUGCGCAACCUGGAGCAGAUCAGUGAGCAGAUUCACGCGAGACGCAGGGGCCUGCCCCCUCACCCCCUGGGCUCUCGGCGCUCCUCCCCCGUGGGUGCGGAGGCCAGGCCGCAGGAGGAGGAGGAGGAUGGGGACAGCGGGAUCACUGAGGGGGCCGAGGGAGAGGCCCCAGAGGAGGGCUGCAGCCUGGGGCCCGGUCCUGCCCCAGAUGCGGACACACUAAGCCUGCUGAGCCUGCGCACAGUGGCCUCGGACCUGCAAAAGUGCGACUCCGUGGAGCACCUGCGGGGCCUCUCGGACCAUGCCAGUCUAGACGGCCAGGAGCUGGGCGCCCGGAGUGGAGGCCGCGGGGGCCGCCACCAGCGUAGCAUCAGUCUGUAGCCUGUGCUCAGGGUGGCUGGCGUGGCCCUUACCACUGCUAGCCCACUCAGGGCUGGGUGGGCUCCCAGCUACUCUCUGGGGUUCUUGCUUCCCCUGGAGAGGUCGGAUUGGCUGUCAGUUCCGUCAUUGGUGUGCCCCCCUCCCCCUGAGUGAUUGAACAGUGUUUCUCCUGCCUCCCCUUCUCUUGAGGGGCUCUACGGAUGUGGCGGAGCCCUCCUGGCAGUCCUGCCCCCAUUGUCUGUCCCAGCCUGCCUAUGUGUAACCUGUAAGAUGCACUGUGGGGCUGUGGGGCUGUGUGCCUGUGGAAGACACCCCCUGUCCCUUCAGCGUUCCCUCCUCAUGACCUAAGCCACUUUGUUCUGGGUGCCCCAGAGCAGGACUUGAAGGGUGCUGAUGUCAGGAAAGGUGAAACCCAACCCCAGUGUCAACAUGGAGGAUAUUACCAACUCCACACAGGCUCCCAUGUGCAUGGUGUUUUCCCCAGCAGAGCUGGGCCCUUAACAUUGCCAAGGUGCUAGUGGGUCUCUACAGGGUCUGUGUUGGGAGUAGAGAUGUAAUGAGGUCCUGAGGCUGAGGCUGUUGCCAUCCCUGCUAUGAGUGACGUUUACCUUUUAGAGGAUUUUGAGCUGGAUCUCAGCCUAUUCCUGCAGGAUGGAGUUGGGGAAUUUGGUGCUCUUUCCCCAACCAAACCACACCUACUCCAGGGUCCCGUGGGGAAUGCUAAAAUGUGGCUGCCCUUGAUGUGGGGAGGGAACUCACCCUCCACAGGGAGCAGCUCCAGGUGUCUGGUGGUGCUGCCAAGCUGUGUGUGUGGUGGAGGUGAGGAGGCCACACCAGGUCUGGGUGCCUUGGGGGGACUGGUCCUUCCUGUCCCGCCCUAGGAGGGCUGAGAGCUAGACUGGGCAGGAGGGCUGUACCUAGGCCUGUGUGCUGCUGCCAUCAACUGGGAGCAGUGGGCCUUCACAUGGACAAUGUCUCCCUGUUCUAGGGUUGAGGUAGGAUGGCCACAAUGAGAACUUCUGGGUUUGAGGUGGCCAUGGGUGGAAGGAAGGAAGGGGGGAUGUGGCCAUGUGUGUGUGCAUGUGCUGGUGUGUAUGGGGGGAAAGGGUCUGCCCCUGAUUUUAUUUAAAUAAAAUAGUUUAUGUAACAGUAA
Messenger RNA from Miniopterus natalensis, 2808 nucleotides. RefSeq names its product SH3 binding domain protein 5 like (gene SH3BP5L). Gene Ontology annotation, molecular function: protein kinase inhibitor activity. Gene Ontology annotation, biological process: intracellular signal transduction. NCBI's taxonomy places the organism in Eukaryota, Metazoa, Chordata, Mammalia, Chiroptera, Miniopteridae. Gene Ontology annotation, cellular component: cytoplasm. The record is from RefSeq and is a predicted model, not a curated record.